AUGAGCGAGGACCUGGAUCAGAGACCAAAAAAGCGUCAACGGUUUUUUACCGAGGAUUCUGCUGCUCUGUCCGAUUCGAAUACGGGGGCUAUCGACGCGUCCUUACCUCGCCACUGCCCCGGCUUAGAACACGCUCCGCAAGAUAGAAAUGGCGACAUCCCCCGGAUCCCUCCCCUCGCGGAAACCGAAACCAUUCGAGACGCUCCUUAUCAGCCUCAAAUAAGUCCAUCGACGACGGGGAGCAUAGACCCUGUCCUCUCGGGUGGCCCAGUCACGACUUCUCCCCAGAUUGGACCGGCCGAACCAGCAGUCCCGGAUACCCCAACCAGGCUUCCAACAUUGGAUGGUUUCGAUGUCGAACUGUUCACUGGUAUAAUUGGAGAGCAGCUCCCUCUGGAGUCUCUCAAAGCCAUUCAAGCUGCUUCGUCCAGCAAUGUCGAACGUGCUGUCAACAUUUACUUCGACGGGUCGUGGAAGAAACCGAUGAAAACCGCUGUCCGUGCGAAAUCAUCUCCCUUCCGAUGCAGUAUACCAGUAAAGCCCGAAGGAGCCUUUGGCGUGGGUGCUUGGGCAACGCGCAGUGGGCCGGCUAUAUUGAAACAUGGAGACACUGUCAAGAUUGAACGUGCCAGGUCACAGCCAGUAGCGAAACGCGGCCGGAACGGGAAGAUGUUCACCAACAACAAGAGCGACGUAUUAACGCGCUUCACAAACGUCGAGGGUCAAGAAAUCGGACGACUACCCCAUGAUAUCGCUGGCUGGGUCUCAACUUUGAUUGAUCAAAAGAUUUGCGAAUUUGAGGGUGUCUGCGUAUACAUCCCCGACAGGGUUCGCGUCAACGAUACCAUCUAUUUACAAUUGCGAUGCAUGUUCCGGCAAGAAGCUUUUCAACGCAGCACCUUCGUUGACUCGGUUGGUGAUGACAACAGAUCGAUGGGUUUGUUCGAGGAAAAGGAAAGCACAGAGGAGAAAAACCUCAGACUUCGACAGGUUGCCCUUGUUAAACUAUUCCAUGAGAUUGGCCUCCAGCCAACUUCAAUAAAUCCUACUACGGAAAAGCAUAAAAAAGACGGGCUUCUACGGGCCGCCGAGAUGGCCGAGCAAUAUGACGGCGUCAAAAAGGAGAAAACCAGAGCGGGCAAAGACUCGAACAAAGAUGCGAAUGACUCCUCCUCUGAAGACGAAGGCGCUGAGCUUGAAGAGGACCAGCUAGAUACACUCUAUCGCAAAGCACAAUCCUUUGACUUCAAUAUGCCCGAGACACAGCCACCUUCUAGCUUCACCAUGGACCUCCGCAAAUAUCAAAAGCAAGCUCUCUACUGGAUGCUGUCGAAAGAGAAAGACAAGAAGCAAGCUCGAGAACGCUCAAUGCAUCCGCUAUGGGAGGAGUACAAUUGGCCGACCAAGGAUGUCGACGACAGGGAUUUGCCAGUCUUUGAAGGGAUCGACCACUUCUACGUCAACCCUUACUCUGGUGACCUGAGCGUCGAUUUCCCUGCGCAGGAGCAACAUUGCCUGGGCGGUAUCCUGGCAGAUGAAAUGGGACUUGGAAAAACAAUCGAGAUGAUGAGUCUCAUCCAUUCUCACAAGACUGAACCCAGUCCAAACAUGUCGAAUGGAAUCAGCUCUGUCAAUGAUCUGGCCAGACUACCCAGCUCAACGAGUAUCGUUCCUGCGCCAUACACCACCUUGGUUGUUGCCCCGACGUCACUACUCUCACAGUGGGAGAGCGAGGCAUUGAAGGCAUCUGAACCUGGAACAAUGCGGACUCUCCUGUACUAUGGUGCGGACAAAGCAGUGAAUCUUCGGGAUAUCUGCUGUGAAGCAAGACACGCGACGGCGCCCAAUGUUAUCGUGACUAGCUACGGUGUCGUUCUAUCCGAGUUCCGUCAACUUGCUCAGUCAACUGUAAUGGCGAAUCAUAAUGGGUUGUUUUCCGUCGACUUCUUCCGCAUCAUCCUCGAUGAGGCACAUUUGAUCAAGAAUCGACGUUCCAAGUCCGCCAGGGCAUGUUACGAGCUGAAGGCGCAGCAUCGAUGGGUCCUCACGGGCACACCCAUUGUCAACCGACUCGAAGAUCUGUUCAGCUUGGUACGAUUCUUGAAAGUUGAACCAUGGAGUAACUUCUCUUUCUGGAAGACUUUCAUCACAGUGCCGUUUGAGUCGAAAGAGUUCGUGCGCGCUCUCAACGUUGUGCAGAGUGUUCUGGAGCCACUUGUCCUUCGAAGAACCAAAUCGAUGCAAACCCCAGAAGGCGAACCUCUGGUUCCUUUGCCAAAGAAAACGGUAACCAUCGAAGAAGUCGAGCUUUCUGAACAAGAGCGAGAAAUUUACGACUGCAUCUAUACACGGGCUAAGAGGACCUACAACGACAAUGUCGAAGCUGGCACUCUUCUCUCGUCGUACUCGACUAUCUUUGCCCAACUCCUGCGGCUUCGGCAGACAUGCUGCCAUCCAAUCCUCACACGAAAGAAAGAGAUUGUUGCGGAUGAAGAGAUUGCGGCGGCUGCUCUAGAUGCAGCCAAUGAAAUGAAGGACGACAUGGAUCUUCAAGACCUCAUCAAUCAAUUCACCACCUCAAACGAAAACGCGGAGACAGAAGACCGCUCUGUCAAAUUCACAGCUCAUGCUCUUCGGCAAAUUCAGACUGAAUCGAGUGGAGAAUGCCCGAUUUGCUGUGAAGAACCAAUGAUCGAUCCCGCAGUCACCGCAUGUUGGCACAGUGCCUGUAAGAAAUGCCUCGACGACUUUGUCCGGCACCAUAUCAACAAGGGUAAUCAGCCGCGAUGCUUUUCGUGCCGUGCCGAUAUAGAUGCCAAGGACAUAUUCGAAGUCGUCAAACACCCAUCAACACACGCUCUUCCCCAUGAGGGACCUGAAGAGUCGCCGACCAAUUCACAACCGGCACCACGUAUCUCUCUUCGUCGUAUCAACCCUCUAUCCCCAUCAGCACACACCUCCGCCAAGAUCCACGCGUUGAUCAACGGUCUUUCCCGCGUCCCACCAGGAACCAAAACAGUCGUCUUCUCUCAGUUCACCUCUUUCCUUGACCUCAUUGGCCCACAGCUAACCAAAGUGGGUAUAAACUACCUUCGUCUUGAUGGUACAAUGCAGCAAAAGGCGCGCGCCGCUGUGCUCACCGAAUUCACCAAGACCGAGGAGACGUAUGAUGACGACAUCAUCGACGAGGAAGACGAAAGACACACCAGAAAUGGCCCGUCCUCUUCCACGGUGCAUCAAUCACGACCUGCAGUGCUCCUCAUAUCCCUCCGCGCCGGCGGUGUGGGUCUUAACCUGACCACAGCGAGCAAUGUCUUCCUCAUGGACCCAUGGUGGAGUUUUGCCAUUGAAGCCCAAGCGAUCGACCGCGUCCACCGUAUGGGUCAAAUGCGCGACGUUCAAGUUACGAGAUUUGUUGUGAAAGAUUCCAUCGAGGGUCGGAUGCUCCGCAUUCAAGAGCGCAAGAUGAACAUUGCGGGUUCGCUCGGUUUGCGUGUUGGUGGCGAUGAAUCAGAAGAAGAUAAGAAGAAGGACAGAAUUGCGGAGUUGAAGUUGCUCUUUGAGUAA
Penicillium maclennaniae is the source of this 3567-nucleotide messenger RNA. RefSeq names its product DEAD/DEAH box helicase. The record is from RefSeq and is a predicted model, not a curated record. Lineage: Eukaryota; Fungi; Ascomycota; Eurotiomycetes; Eurotiales; Aspergillaceae. The coding region runs from base 1 to 3567 and encodes 1188 amino acids. The transcript has 2 exons. Gene Ontology annotation, molecular function: ATP binding; ATP-dependent chromatin remodeler activity; nucleic acid binding.